Messenger RNA from Caenorhabditis angaria, 650 nucleotides. The record is from the annotation of a GenBank genome assembly. NCBI's taxonomy places the organism in Eukaryota, Metazoa, Nematoda, Chromadorea, Rhabditida, Rhabditidae.
AUGCAUUCAGCUAGCUUCCUUGUUUUCACAAUUUUGAUUUUAAGUGUUUUCGGACAAGAAAUUCCAGGUUUGUUCAAAUUCUACACGUAAUGUUAAAAUAUCCCACUGUUUCAGACCAAACUGCUGGAAGUGGUUCUGGAGAAGAACCAUCAAUCUCUAACCAACCAGAAGGAACUAACCAAACAGAAGGAUCAGGUAUUGAAGCAAAUGAUUCAACGUUAACUCCGGAAGAAACUACACCAGAAGUUAUUUUUGAAACAACUGCGGUCACAACUGAAUCCCAUGCAUCACAGGAAUCUACACCAUUCGAGACAACAACAAGAGCGACCGAUUCUGAGAAUAGAACCACUACGACAUUCUUGAAUUUGACAGAAACUACAGAAUCCCCGGAAUCUACUACAGUGUACUUUGAGACUACAAACACUUACACCACUGGGGAAUUGGAGACAACAGAAUCUGAAGGAGAAAUCACAGAUGAAACUGACGGAACCACAGUCGAAGAAUCGACUGAAACAUUUCCAUAUCCAAGUGUAACAUAUGCGCCUACUUCCAACUCUACCGAAACCGAGGACAAAGUCCAAAACUCCUCAACAUCAAUAUCCGCAGUUUUUUCAGUACUCACAGCUCUUGUUUUAUUGGCAAAACUGUAA